Vanderwaltozyma polyspora DSM 70294 is the source of this 1725-nucleotide messenger RNA. RefSeq names its product ribosomal RNA-processing protein RRP9 (gene RRP9). The record is from RefSeq and is a predicted model, not a curated record. The coding region runs from base 1 to 1725 and encodes 574 amino acids. Gene Ontology annotation, molecular function: snoRNA binding; protein binding. Gene Ontology annotation, cellular component: small-subunit processome. The transcript has a single exon. Lineage: Eukaryota; Fungi; Ascomycota; Saccharomycetes; Saccharomycetales; Saccharomycetaceae.
AUGCCAUCUACCGCACCUGUGAAUAAAAAAAAGAGAGCUAGAGGAGAAGAUAGAGCUCCAGCUAGCAGAGAUAACGAUGAAGAAAUUACAGAUCCAUCAUCUGAAGAUGAAAGUGGUGGUGAAGAUGAAGAUGAAGACCUUCCACAUGGUGAGGAACUUGAGUCUGAUGAAGAGUUUGAAACUGAAAAUCCUGCUGAUAAGAGAAGAAGAUUGGCUAAGCAAUAUUUGGAAAAUUUGAAAACUGAAGCUAAUGAAAUAAUGACAGACGCUUUAGAUGAAGAUGAAGAGGCUAAAAAAGGUGGUGAAAUUGAUAAUUAUAACAACUUUGAUGCUCGGGAUUUGGAUAGAGAUAUCAUUGCAUCAAGAUUGAAACAAGAUGUUGCUGAACAACAAGGUCGUGUAUUCAGAUUCAUAGCCGACAAGUUGUUAAUUAAAGAAGCAAAGACUAGUUUUACAAGAAUUAAUGAAAAGAAUCUAACCUCUAUCAGUUGUUACCAGCCAGUAAUUAACAAAUUUGAAUACGAUACAAAAGAAAAUUCCAAGAAUAAAAAUAAAAUAUUUGCAUACACAGUUAGCAAGGACCUUCAGCUAACUAAAUAUGAUGUUACUGACUUUAAUGAAAGACCAAAAAAACUGAAAUAUACCAAAGGUGGUAAAAAAUACAUGCCAAAAAGUUCAUACGAAUAUGAGAAUACCACCGAAGGUCACUAUGAUGAAAUAUUAACCGUUGCAGCAUCUCCAGAUGGUAGAUACAUAGUAACUGGUGGUAGAGAUAAAAAAUUAAUCAUAUGGAGUACAGAAGCUUUGGCGCCAAUUAAAGUAAUACCAACAAAGGAUAGAAAUGGUGCUGUCAUGUCACUUGCAUUUAGAAAGAAUACCGAUCAACUGUAUGCAGCUUGUGCUGAUUAUAAAAUUAGAACAUUUUCCAUCAACCAAUUCUCACAAUUGGAAAUCUUAUACGGUCAUCAUGAUCUAGUUGCUGAUAUUUCUGCAUUGGGUUUGGAAAGAUGUGUAACAGUAGGUUCAAGAGAUAGAACAGCUAUGUUAUGGAAGAUUCCUGAUGAGACUAGGCUUACAUUCAACGGUGGUGAAGAUACAGGAAAAUUAUUAAAGAAAUGGAUGAGACAAAAUGCAAAAGAAGGUUCAAACGGUGAAACCAUAUACCCAGACAAAUCAGAAGCCCCAACCUUUUACGGUGAAGGUAGUAUUGAUGUUGUUACAAUGAUUGACGACUCGCAUUUUGUUACCGGUUCUGAUAACGGUAACUUAUGUUUAUGGUCAUUAGCUAAGAAAAAGCCAUUAUCCAUUCAAAGAGCAGCACACGGUAUUUUGCCUAAACCAGAUUCAUUAAGAGUGUCAGGUGAAGAAAAUUCAAGUAUUAGGGAAUGUCAACUACAAGGAGAUAAACUUACAAAACCAUAUUGGAUUACAUCAGUUUAUGCCAUUCCAUACAGUAAUAUUUUUAUUUCCGGUUCUUGGAAUGGGAGCUUGAAGGUGUGGAAAUUAAGUGAAAACUUAAGGGAAUUCGAACAUUUGGGUGAUUUGAAUAAUUGUAAAGGUGUUGUUACAAAGAUCCAAGUUGUUGAAAGUGGUAAACAUGGCAGAGAAAAAUUCAGAGUUCUUGCGAGUGUCUCAAAAGAACACAAGCUAGGUAGAUGGGUUGGUGAAAUACCAGGUGCUAGAAAUGGUAUUUACUCUGCAGUUAUUGAUCAAACGUCAUUUUAA